CCAGAGGCCCCUGCGCGGAGCAGCUCUGCUGCCGCGCCUUUGUGCGCUCUGUUGUCGCCGCGAGAUCGAGCCCCGGGCCCGGCCCAAUCGGCCUCGGCGCAGAGCGAGGAGUGACGCGGACGCAGGAGGAGCCCGCUCUGCUUUCUCAGGAUAUCGCCCCCAUCCCAGAAGCAGUCAUACAUUCUUGAAGUUUUAACAUCAUGUCCAAGGAUUUGGUGACGUUUGGAGAUGUAGCUGUAAAUUUCACUCAAGAGGAAUGGGAAUGGCUGAAUGAUGCUCAGAGAGACUUGUACAGGAAGGUGAUGUUGGAGAACUAUAGGAGCCUAGUGUCGCUGGCAGGAAUUCCUGUUUACAAGCCAGCUGUGAUCUCAUUACUGGAACAAGGAAAGGACCCCUGCAUAGUGCAGAAGGAAGGAGCGAGAGAUGCCUGCCCUGAUUGGGAUUAUAAUUUCAAAGGCAUUGAAUUUUCAUCAAAGCAAGAUAUUUAUGAAGAAUCAGCCAAAGUCCUACCAAAGGAAAGAAGCCAUCAUAGAUAUAGCCUUGACUGUCCCAAUUGGAAAGAAGACCAUGGAAGUGUACACUGGCUUAAGAAUGGGUUGGGAGGUCGGAAGGUACAUUCUGAUCAAUUGCUCAUCGUUCAUAAAGAAGUCCCUGAAGAGCAAAGUAAUGGGUGUAAUCCAUCUUGGCAAAUAUCCCAUCAGGAUGCAAUACUAGAUAUACCACAAAGUUUCUCUACCAAAGAAAAAACACAUCAGUGUGAGCCACAAAAGAGAAGCUACCGAAAAAAGUCUGUUGAGGUGAAACCUAAGAAGGCGCAUGUAGAAAGGAAAGUUCUUAAGUGUAACGACUGUGAGAAAGUCUUUCACCAGAGCUCAUCCCUUACUCUCCACCAGAGAAUUCAUACUGGAGAGAAGCCCUAUGCAUGCGCUGAGUGUGGGAAGGCCUUCAGCCAAAACGCAAACCUAGCUCAGCAUAAGAGAAUCCAUACUGGGGAGAAGCCUUUUGAGUGUAAAGAAUGUAGGAAGGCCUUCAGCCAGAAUGCACAUCUGGCUCAGCAUCAAAGAGUUCAUACCGGAGAGAAACCUUACCAGUGUAAAGAAUGUAAAAAAGCCUUCAGCCAGAUUGCACACUUGACUCAGCAUCAGAGAAUUCAUACUGGAGAGAGACCUUUUGAAUGUAUUGACUGUGGGAAAGCCUUUAGUAAUGCUUCGUUUCUUGCACAGCAUCAGCGAAUUCAUACAGGAGAGAAACCGUAUGUGUGUAAUGUGUGUGGGAAAGCUUUUAGUCACCGUGGAUACCUAAUUGUACAUCAAAGAGUUCAUACUGGAGAGAGGCCCUAUGAAUGUAAAGAAUGCAGGAAGUCCUUCAGCCAGUACGCACACCUUUCUCAGCAUCGGAGAGUCCAUACUGGAGAGAAACCUUACGAAUGUAAAGUCUGCAGGAAAGCUUUCAGCCAGAUUGCUUACCUUGAUCAGCACCAGAGGGUUCACACUGGAGAGAAGCCCUAUGAGUGUGCCGAAUGCAGAAAGGCCUUCAGCAACAGUUCCUCACUCACUCAGCACCAGAGAAGUCACACUGGAGAGAAACCCUACACGUGUAAGGAAUGUCGGAAAACGUUUAGCCAAAAUGCCGGCCUUGCUCAGCAUCAGAGAAUCCAUACUGGAGAGAAACCGUAUGAAUGUAAUAUUUGUGGGAAAGCCUUCAGUUAUAGUGGCUCCCUCACUCUCCAUCAGAGAAUUCAUACCGGAGAGAAGCCGUACGAAUGUAAAGAUUGCAGGAAAUCCUUCAGGCAACGUGCACACCUUGCUCAUCAUGAGAAGGUCCAUAUUAUGGAGUCGUUCCUGCCCUUUUCCUCUCCAUCACCCUCUACAUCCAAUCAGUUGCCAAUAGCUAUAGAUUUGAUCUCAUAAUAUGAUCCAAAUCUGACCCAUUUAGAACCCUUGCUAUUUCGUCCUCCUUGUCGUCUACUUGUUAGUCUGAUUUGUGUGGGGUACUGAAAUAGCCUUCCAGUGUACUCACCCAUGCCUCUGUCAGUCUUCACACUUCAUCCAAACUUUAGAAGAACACAUUUUGGUCUUAUUAUUUAUCCUUCAUUAGUUAAGGUUACUUACUUACUGACAUCUAAAAGUUCAUAGGGGAAAAGCACACAGUCCUUAAAGUAACCUAACAGACCACCUUGUCCCCAGCACCCUGUUUCAAACUACCUUCUAAACCCUUCAUGCCAGUGUUCCCCCUCCCUUGAACAUCCAGAAUUAAAAUAGAUCUAGGCUCUAAUCCUUGCUCUUCCAUUUCCCAUCCCUAAUUUUAGAGCAUUUUGUCUUUUGUAACCUUCAGUCUUAUUUCUAUAUGGGACUAAUAAUGGUUCUACCUCAAAAGUUAUUGGGAAAAGUAAAUAAUGCAUGUAAAUUUCUUAGCAGAGUGCCUAGCAUAAAAUAAUAUUAAUCUAAAAUAAAAAUACGAUGAUGCACAAAGAAGAGUUGAUCAUUUUAAUCAUGAAGAAGCAAA
This is a messenger RNA of Alexandromys fortis (reed vole), 2505 nucleotides long. It is a transcript of the gene Znf583, whose product is annotated as zinc finger protein 583. Bases 201 to 1910 code for a protein of 569 amino acids. Gene Ontology annotation, molecular function: DNA-binding transcription factor activity, RNA polymerase II-specific; RNA polymerase II cis-regulatory region sequence-specific DNA binding. The transcript is spliced from 5 exons. Gene Ontology annotation, biological process: regulation of transcription by RNA polymerase II. The record is from RefSeq and is a predicted model, not a curated record. Gene Ontology annotation, cellular component: nucleus. Lineage: Eukaryota; Metazoa; Chordata; Mammalia; Rodentia; Cricetidae.